Rotaria sordida is the source of this 315-nucleotide messenger RNA. NCBI's taxonomy places the organism in Eukaryota, Metazoa, Rotifera, Eurotatoria, Philodinida, Philodinidae. The record is from the annotation of a GenBank genome assembly.
AUGCCAGUACAUCCUUCAUCUGUAGGCAAAAUAUUGUUUACUUAUUAUCCUCUAUGUUUAACAUGUAUGACAACAAUAUUGAACAGUUUGACAUUAAUAAUUCUUUAUCAAAAAGUGUUUCGUCAACGGCCAACUAUACGUUAUAUGCGUGUUAUAGCAUUGAUUGAUAUAUUUAUACUUUAUGGUUGGAAUUUAGAUCAUUUUUUUCGUUUAAAAUUUGGUUUUGAAGUUGAUCGAUUAACAGUUUUAUCAUGCAAAUUAUCAACAUAUAUUAAUCAUUUUUUAAAUCAAUCAUCAGCUUGGUUACGUGUUUGA